CCUUCGGUCGCCUUUUGUCUACUCUCGAUCUCUAAUUCACAGAUUCUUUCGUAAUCUUUCUUUACCACACCUUUCGUAUUCCACGCCACCGAGUUCGCAAUACUUCUCCGUCAUAACCACCUAUCGAAACCGACUUAUUCAAUUGAAUCGUUGCGGAAUCAUCGCCACUAUGGCAGACUACGAUGAAGAAUACGAGUAUGAGGAGGAGUAUGCUGACGAGAACAUCAUUACGCCGGAGGAUUGCUGGGUCGUUAUCGGCUCUUACUUCAAGAAGAAGGGCCUAGUUUCUCAACAGAUCGACUCUUUCAACGAUUUUCAAGAGACGACCAUUCAAGAGCUAGUCGAGGAAUAUUCUCAGAUUAGUGUCGAUGAACAUAAUCCGCCUUCUGCGGAUGGUCGGGCCAUUGCGCUUCGAAGAUAUGAUCUCAAGCUUGGUCAUGUAACCAUCGCGCGCCCUAUCGCUAUGGAAAGCGAUAACACCUCCGGUCCUCUACUUCCCUACGAAUGUCGCGACCGAAACAUGACAUAUGCUGCUCCCAUCUACGUCAAGGUUGAUAGUAAGGUGACUGCGUGUAUCGAACAGGACAUCCCUCUGCACGAGAUGGAUGAGGAGCAGCAGGCAGAAGCGCGCAGCACCGGAAAACACCCGACCCGCCUGGUUUGGGAGCCCGAGGAGAAUGUGCUAGAGACCCCCUCCGCCGACAAGGGCAAGGCUGGUGAUCAGAUCUUCAUCGGCAAACUUCCUAUCAUGGUCAAGUCCAAAGCGUGUCACUUGAACGGCGAGCCCGACGACGAGUUGUUCCUAUUGAACGAAUGUCCCUACGACCAGGGAGGUUACUUUAUCAUCAACGGAAGCGAGAAGGUUCUGAUCGCUCAGGAGCGAUCAGCUGCCAAUAUCGUUCAGGUCUUCAAGAAGGCUCAGCCGAGUCCGUUUUCUUACACCGCAGAGAUUCGAAGUGCCCUCGAGAAAGGAUCGCGGCUCAUCUCAUCUCUGAUGUUGAAGCUAUACACGAAGGGAGAUGCUUCCAGAGGAGGAUACGGCGAGACUAUUCAUACUACCUUGCCGUUUGUCAGGGCUGAUCUGCCGAUUGCUAUCGUCUUUAGGGCUUUGGGUGUUGUUAGUGACGAGGAAAUCCUGAACCACAUUUGUUACGACCGCAACGACAGCCAGAUGCUUGAGAAGCUACGUCCUUGUAUCGAGGAGGCCUUCUGUAUCCAGGACCGAGAGGUCGCUUUGGAUUACAUUGGAAAGCGUGGCAGGGAUUCGCACAACGUAGCCAGAGAUCGUCGUAUCAGAGCGGCGAAAGACAUCCUGCAGAAAGAGAUGCUUCCCCACAUCUCUCAGAGCGAAGGUUGCGAGACCCGAAAGGCGUUCUUCCUGGGCUACAUGGUUCACAAGCUUCUUCAAUGCUCUCUUGGCCGACGCGACACCGACGAUCGUGAUCACUUCGGCAAGAAGCGUUUGGAUCUUGCCGGUCCUCUCCUGGCUAAGCUAUUCAGAAAUAUUGUUCGCCGACUAGUGCAAGAGAUAACUCAGCACCUCAAGCGCUGCAUCGACGGGAACAAACGUUUCCAGAUUGAACUUGCCGCCAAGCCCGCCAUUAUCACCAACGGCUUGAAGUACUCGCUCGCUACGGGUAACUGGGGCGAUCAAAAGAAGGCGAUGAGCUCGACUGCCGGUGUAUCGCAGGUCUUGAACCGCUACACUUUCUCGUCGACCCUUUCUCAUUUACGACGAACGAACACGCCCAUCGGAAGAGAUGGAAAGCUAGCCAAGCCACGGCAGCUCCACAACACUCACUGGGGUCUUGUCUGUCCGGCAGAGACUCCCGAAGGCCAGGCCUGUGGCUUGGUGAAGAAUCUAUCCUUGAUGUGUUCUAUCAGUGUUGGAACAUCGACAGAUCCUAUCGUGGACUACAUGAUCACUAGGAAUAUGGAAGUCCUGGAGGAGUAUGAACCGAUGAGAUAUCCCAACGCCACUAAGAUCUUCCUCAACGGCUCCUGGAUCGGUGUACACCAGGACCCUAAGACCCUCGUCAGGGACGUUCAGGCCCUCCGUCGAGCCAACCAGAUACCUGCUGAGGUCUCGCUGGUUCGUGAUAUCCGAGACCGUGAAUUCAAGAUCUUUUCGGAUGCCGGUCGUGUGAUGCGCCCCCUGUUCCGCGUACAACAGGAAGACAUCGCCGAGCAGGGCAUCGAGAAGGGCACGUUGGCUCUUACCAAGCAGAUGAUCAAACGUCUAGAAGCAGAUGUCGAUCUGGACCCGGAGAGCGAGGCGUACUAUGGCUGGCAAGGUCUAGUCAACGAGGGAGUUAUCGAGUUCCUCGAUGCGGAAGAAGAGGAGACUGCGAUGAUUUGCAUGACGCCGGAAGAUUUGGACACCUACCGUAUGACCAAGCUUGGGUAUGAGGUGUCCCAGGACAACGGAGAUGAGGUGAAUAAGCGACUCAAGACUAAAAUCAACCCGUCAACGCACAUGUAUACCCAUUGCGAGAUCCAUCCCAGUAUGCUCCUGGGUAUCUGCGCAAGCAUCAUUCCAUUCCCAGAUCAUAACCAGUCUCCCAGAAAUACUUACCAAUCGGCUAUGGGUAAGCAAGCUAUGGGUUUUUUCCUCACGAAUUAUAAUCGUCGUAUGGAUACUAUGGCGAACAUCUUGUAUUACCCGCAGAAGCCGCUUGGCACAACGCGUUCGAUGGAAUUCUUGAAAUUCAGAGAGCUUCCAGCCGGCCAGAAUGCUAUCGUUGCCAUUGCUUGUUACUCUGGAUACAACCAAGAAGACUCCGUCAUCAUGAACCAGAGUAGCAUAGACCGAGGUCUCUUCCGAAGCCUUUUCUUCCGUUCCUACAGCGACUGUGAGAAGCGAGUGGGAAUUAAUACGGUCGAGACAUUUGAGAAGCCGUUUAGAUCAGAUACAUUACGUCUCAAGCAGGGAACGUAUGACAAGCUAGACGACGACGGAAUUAUUGCUCCUGGUGUCAGAGUUCUAGGAGAAGAUAUCAUCAUUGGAAAGACGUCGCCUAUCAACCCGGACAAUGAAGAGUUGGGCCAGCGCACGAAGGUGCACGUCAAGCGUGAUGCAUCUACGCCUCUUCGAAGUACCGAAACUGGUAUUAUCGAUCAGGUCAUUCUUACCACAAACCAGGAUGGUUUACGAUAUGUCAAGGUGCGAGUGCGAACUACCAAGAUUCCGCAGAUUGGAGAUAAGUUUGCAUCUCGCCACGGGCAAAAGGGAACUAUUGGUGUUACGUACAAGCAAGAGGACAUGCCUUUCUCUAGGGAAGGCAUUGUUCCUGACUUGAUUAUCAAUCCCCACGCCAUUCCUUCGCGUAUGACGAUUGCCCAUUUGAUCGAGUGUCUGCUUAGUAAAGUCUCUACCCUUAAGGGAAUGGAGGGAGACGCUACGCCGUUCACCGACGUUACUGUUGAUUCGGUAUCCAACCUCCUACGUGAGCACGGAUACCAGUCUCGCGGGUUCGAGAUCAUGUACCACGGCCAUACCGGACGCAAGCUUCGAGCUCAGGUAUUCUUCGGGCCCACAUAUUACCAGCGUCUGCGACAUAUGGUCGACGACAAGAUCCACGCGCGUGCCCGCGGUCCGGUGCAGAUAAUGACGCGCCAACCUGUGGAAGGUCGUGCAAGGGAUGGAGGUCUCCGUUUCGGAGAAAUGGAACGUGACUGUAUGAUUGCUCACGGCGCCGCCUCUUUCCUAAAGGAACGUCUCUUCGAGGUAUCAGACGCCUUCCGAGUACACAUCUGCGAAGUCUGUGGUCUUAUGACGCCUGUGGCCAUCUUGAGCAAGGGCUCCUUUGAAUGCCGUCCAUGCAGAAACAAGACCAAGAUCGCGCAGAUCUAUAUCCCGUAUGCCGCGAAGCUUCUGUUCCAGGAGCUCAUGGCUAUGAACAUCGCCACUCGCAUGUUCACCGACCGCUCUGGCGUCAGUAUCCGUUAAGAAUGACGAAGAACAUAGCCGGAACAUUGGGCGGCGGGUGUGACGGGGUUUCCGGGGCGGCAAAUGACGAAUCAAUCAGAUGGCUCGCUCACGUGUAAAUGCAUAUGGUUGGCGUUUUUCUCUUUCGUAUCUUCCCACAUGCAAGCCGAUAUCCAUCAGGACACUAUUGCAAUUAUAGGUUUGCACAUUAAGGCGUCAAAGGUUACAGGCUUCAGUAUGCCUCGAGAACGGGUCCCCA
Messenger RNA from Annulohypoxylon truncatum, 4187 nucleotides. RefSeq names its product DNA-dependent RNA polymerase II beta subunit. Bases 170 to 3949 code for a protein of 1259 amino acids. Gene Ontology annotation, molecular function: DNA-directed RNA polymerase activity; ribonucleoside binding; DNA binding. The record is from RefSeq and is a predicted model, not a curated record. NCBI's taxonomy places the organism in Eukaryota, Fungi, Ascomycota, Sordariomycetes, Xylariales, Hypoxylaceae. Gene Ontology annotation, biological process: DNA-templated transcription. The transcript has 3 exons. Gene Ontology annotation, cellular component: RNA polymerase II, core complex.